Toxotes jaculatrix (banded archerfish) is the source of this 1187-nucleotide messenger RNA. RefSeq names its product gamma-glutamylaminecyclotransferase B-like. Lineage: Eukaryota; Metazoa; Chordata; Actinopteri; Toxotidae. The coding region runs from base 114 to 584 and encodes 156 amino acids. The record is from RefSeq and is a predicted model, not a curated record. The transcript has a single exon. Gene Ontology annotation, molecular function: gamma-glutamylaminecyclotransferase activity.
CCGAGCACGGAAGAACCAGGCUGGAGUGUUAAAGGUAAGGCUGUAGACAUUGACCAGGUUGCAAAGAAUCGAACAGUGUUUGUUUUACGCUAAAGUUGCACUCCUGCAUCCACAUGAGUCGUGUCUUUGUCUAUGGCACCCUGAAGAAAGGGCAGCCAAACUACUUCCGUAUGUUUAACAGCACCAAUGGAAAGGCAGAGUUCCUCGGCUCAGCUUUCACCUCUGAGAAAUACCCACUAGUGAUCGCCGGCAAGUACAACAUCCCUUUCCUCCUCAACAUCCCCGGCCAGGGUCACAGAGUCCACGGAGAGAUCUACAAAGUGGACGACAAGAUGCUGAAUUUCCUGGACGACUUUGAAAGCGUCCCCACCAUGUACCAGAGGACUCUGGCCAAGCUGGAGGUGAAGGAGUGGGUGGGGCAGACAGAGGGAGAGGAGACGCUGUCACCGGGAAACAUCACGGAGGCGUUUGUGUACAGCACGACAACGUACCAGCCAGACUGGCCCUCGCUGCCCAGCUAUGAGAGCUAUGACUCACAUGGAGAUCAUGGGCUCGAGUAUGUGACCAGAGAAGCACGAGACUGAUGGAGCUCGCUGGUGCAUUCACAUGGAUGUUUGUCUCCUGUUUACCUCAGAGCCUUGUCUAAACACAGCUGUCUUUAUUUUCAUGAUUUUAGACCAACUAUGGCGUAAAAUCAAACCAGAAAGCACGUUGUAGUGUAAUUCUUCAGUAUGUACUGUAUCUUUAAAAUCAGCCUUCUUAAUGCAAUAUAUUAGAACUGAUUAGUUUUUUUUUUUAAAGGAAUAAGUCUAAAUGGUCUCGUUUGCUGACAUUUAAAUGUGUUACGUUGUUGAUAAUAAUUUCUUUGGUCUCAGUAUGUCAUUCCUUUCAGGUCUCUGAAUUGUCUCAUUUGAAGUACUUGAAACGGCUUCACACGUGGUGAAAUGUUGCACUGUAAAUUCAAUUUCAGAGGGCAUUCAUCAUACUUCUGUCCAGUUUCUCCUAUGAAAUAUGUAGUAAAUAAAACUGAGGAUAACUCAGCUAAAUUUUGCUUCGAUUUAUCAUUUGACUUUUUUUCUUUCAAAUCCUUUUUCUGCAUCGUUUUUUCAUGCUUUUCCUUUAUGUUGUGUUCUAAUCCCGUCAGGGCCUGUGUAACCAUGUAAACCAGAUAAAAACAAAAGACUUCA